ACUGCCGACUGCCGCUCGUCGCCGGACGACAGUAUUCGCUUGCGCAGCGGCGUGACACGUUGCGCCAGAAGGAGGGAUCCCUCGUCGGUGGCGUCGCGUCGUUCGAAGCCCCCGCCAAGUCUCGGGCGAGGGAGCGGCAGGCCCUGGUCUGGUUCGAAAUAAAAAAGUCGCGUGAUCGUUCGCGAGAGGAAGAAAGAAGAGGAAGAGGGAGCGGAAGGUUCUCGCGUGUCGAAUUCGUCUCGCGUGUUGAAUUCGUCUGUCAUCCUCCGGCCGCGGAAGAUGGCCCCGUCGUGCUUCGAGGUAAUCCUCGUCGGCUUCAUCCUCGUGCUGCCGUUCCUCUACGAGACCAGCCGCACCUUCCGCUACUACUUCAAGUUCCUCAUCUAUUACGGCAUCGUGAUGGUGAACGCGGUCCUGCUCAUGCCCAUCAUCUCGCUGCGGCCCGGCAAUGUCAAGAAUUUCUUGCUGGCAUCAUCGUUGUGCCAUCACAUUAGCACUUUGCUGGGUCUGCGAUGGGAAUUGCGAGGAAGGGAACACCUAGAGAAGAAUAGGGCUUGUAUAAUCGUAGCGAAUCAUCAGAGUUCACUGGAUAUAUUAGGAAUGUUUGAUAUUUGGCCGGUGAUGGACAAGUGCACCGCUGUCGCCAAGAAGGAAAUUUUCUAUGCAUGGCCGGUCGGUUUGGCUGCAUGGUUGUGCGGUCUGAUUUUCAUCGAUAGAAUGAACUCCGAGAAAGCACGAGCUGCACUCAACGAGGCUACGAAAGAAAUUAGGGAUAAAAAGAUCAAAUUGUGGAUAUUCCCCGAGGGCACUAGGCACAAUACCGGUGAGAUACAUCCAUUCAAAAAAGGUGCCUUUCACGUCGCAAUCAGAUCACAGUUACCUAUAUUACCGGUCGUAUUCUCCUCAUAUUAUUUCUUAUCCGCGGAAGAAAAGAGAUUUGAUUCCGGACGCAUUCUCGUGACGACAUUGCCGCCCAUCUCGACUGAAGGACUCAGCACAAACGAUGUAGAAGAAUUGAUGGAAAAAACACGAAGUGCCAUGACUGAGGUAUUUCACUCAACGAGUCACGAGAUCCAGCUGUCUCUUACUGUCCGGUAGCGGAAGAAUUUAGACGAUGUUUCUUUGAUAUUUCUUCGAUGCGUGACCAAGUGGCCGAGUAAUCUUUAUUAUCGGUAUACAAGUACAUCAUCAUUUUCAUAAAAAUCAUUUAUGGCUAAUUUAAUUGUUGCAUAAAAGUCGCUUCUUAAUUUAAUUUAAAACUAUAAAUUUUAAAAUGAAAAAAAAAUACAUAUAUUAAUACAUGGUAAAAUAAGAAUAUAAUCAGACAAAAGAGGCAUACACAGUACUGAAAAAUUAGAAUUUUUUAAGCAGUUAUAUGCAUUCUUAAUUAAUUAUACAUAAUUUGGAGAAAUGAUACAGUGUACGAUAUAUCCUAUACUGUGGACGCGAAAAGAGUGAGAGAAAAGAAAGAGAACUUUUGACACGCCAUGAUUUUUCGUAGAGUUACAGAUUGUAAAUAUGAUUCAUUAGAAGGCAUUUUAUAAAUUGUGGAAAUAUUGUUAAUGUUUAUACUUAACGGACUACUUGUACUAAAUUACAUUAGAUAUAUUUUGCUAUAAGACAUGCUUGUACAUUCUCACUCGUCUGUUUUUAUGCUUCCACUUGUUUCCAUAUGGUUAUCUAAAAAUAUUAAGGUAUAUAUAAUUGUAACUUGGAAAAGUGCACUUUAAUUUUAAAUAUUUAAAAGAGAGAAGAAGUUUCAACGUUUUUCUGUUUUUCGGGUAAUUUUCUGAAUCAUGUUUAUGUAUAUUUCCUCGUGAAAUUUAAUUGUUUCGGUUGACUCGCGCUAUUGUAAAUCAAGAUAACUGUUUAUAAUCGAAAUAACGAGAGAAAUAAUAUUAUAUUUUAAUCGAAAGAUAACAUAUUAAAUUUGAAGCAUAUUGUAAUCACAUUGUGCUGCGGUGUACAUACAUUUUCACUUACAAUUAAUUAUGACUACGAUAUCGCGAAAAAAUAGUUAUGAUCGGUGUAUGAUAAAUAUUAAACUUAUCCUUGGGCAUUUCUUAGAUAAUUCUAAUUUUUCUGUUGCACUAUUGCAUAGUCUCUCUCUCUCUCUGUAUAUUCGUAACAUGGACGAAAUGCUUAAGGCAAUGUUUUUUUCUAUGUAAUUCUCCAUGUUGCAAUUGUGUUCAGUUUAGCGUAAUUAAUAUGAUGAUGCUUUUCUGCUGAUAAUUUUUUGCAGCUUGUAAAAAAUAUAAAAUUAGCACAUAAUAGCUGACAAACAAAACGAUUUAAUUGUUGGCAAUGAAGCGUUAAAAAACUAUUUAUAUUUUUCUUCCAACAUAAUUUCUAAGAUUGUAUAUUUUCUGGCACAUGUCCUGUUUGAUAUUGUACAAAAAAAAAA
Pogonomyrmex barbatus (red harvester ant) is the source of this 2404-nucleotide messenger RNA. It is a transcript of the gene Agpat1, whose product is annotated as 1-Acylglycerol-3-phosphate O-acyltransferase 1. Gene Ontology annotation, cellular component: endoplasmic reticulum; membrane. NCBI's taxonomy places the organism in Eukaryota, Metazoa, Arthropoda, Insecta, Hymenoptera, Formicidae. Gene Ontology annotation, biological process: phosphatidic acid biosynthetic process. The record is from RefSeq and is a predicted model, not a curated record. Gene Ontology annotation, molecular function: 1-acylglycerol-3-phosphate O-acyltransferase activity.